AUGGCUGAAUCAACAUUAGAAACUGAAUAUAGUAAACAAUCAAAUCAUAUCUUUAAUGAAUUAGGGAAACAAUUAUUAGACAAGGACAACAUAAAAGUGGUUAAGAUCACGAAAAAUGAUUCAAUCAAAAAUAAAGUUGAAGCCAUAUUCAAAUCUAUUGAACAAGAUAAACUAAUACUUUUAACUGGAUUAUCGAAUUCAAUUGCCAAACUAAUAUGUAUUACAGAAAUAGUCAAACAAAAACAGAAUGAACAACAACAACAACAACAUGAACCAUCACAGAAAUUAGAUCAAUAUAACAAACUUCUACAUAUUGAUAGUACAGUAAAUCCUAGUUAUAAACCCAUACCGGAGAAAGAAAACAAGAAAGUCGAUACAAAACAAUUGGAGAAAGAAGCUUUACAAGAAAUCAAAGGUCCCAAAAUCUAUACAUUGCCUGUGUUGUACAUUGUGAUAGGUAAACAUUCAAUUGUGUCAAAUAUAGAGUUAGUUAAUUGGACAAAACAAGACAAAUAA
Candida albicans SC5314 is the source of this 516-nucleotide messenger RNA. RefSeq lists its product as uncharacterized. The record is from RefSeq and is a predicted model, not a curated record. Bases 1 to 516 code for a protein of 171 amino acids. NCBI's taxonomy places the organism in Eukaryota, Fungi, Ascomycota, Pichiomycetes, Serinales, Debaryomycetaceae. The transcript has a single exon. Gene Ontology annotation, molecular function: nucleic acid binding.